UCGAAAGAUGCAGGCGGCGUUGCCCAUAUGCGUUGUGAAGUCGUAGGCGAUCCUCCUCCGACGAAGAUACGAUGGUUCAAGAAUGAAGCCCCAUUAGAAGAGGACCGUCCAAAAAUCACCAUUAGAAAAAUACACGCACAAAUACACGAGCACGCAGCGAAAAAUCUGGCCGGCAGUCGAUUAAAAAUCACGAAUUUGGACGUUUCUGAUGUUGGUUUCUAUACUUGUCGCGUCACUAAUGGCAAGGAUCAAAUUCAAAGCGAGGGAACUCUGCGAGUCGAUUCCUCGAAGAAAUGGCAAGCUCCUGUACAUCCUGAACAUUCUAUGGGGCAAUCAUCGGGCACCGAUAGACUUUCUACGGGAACGCGGUCGAGUUUUAUCGAUGGCUUGGGAAAUGGGGACACGCUAGAUAUCUCAGGAAAUGGAAUGUCCACACCUCCCCAUCUAGCGUCCGCAAAUCCGUUCAGCAUACUCUCGUCGAACCCGCAACCAACCAGCUCACAAUCUAGCACGAUGGAUUUUCAUACAAUCAGCGGCCUUAAUAACGGCAAUAUACAAUUUCCACCCAACAUGAACUUUGAUGAAAUGUCAGGUAUAAGUUCCAGCUCGGGCAGAAAGGACAAUCAUAGAGGAACUUGCGAGGUGUACGUAGGGAAAACUUGCGCGCAAUUUGUAGGUAAUCAAUCGGUUUACAUUAUGUAUCCUAUGACGCAGAAGAUGCUGGAGGAAAAAUUAAUGAAAGCAUUUCAAGUUAUCAAUUUCUCAAACGAACUCUCGUCAAAUUGCGAAGGAUACGCGAAGCCGUCUCUUUGCUAUUCCGCCUUUCCGAUAUGUCGCGAUCCAUCCAACGCUCAAAAGCCGAAGAACGCGGAGGCGAGUACGCAGCUCUUCAAUCUCCUAAACUCCAAGCAGAACGACCUAUUGGAUGACGGAGAUCGCGACGAUACCGACGAUUUUGCGAGGCUGCAUGGCAUUCCAAAGAAACGUAGUCCCACGUUAGGUCCGAUUUUCGACUUCAUGCCCAAUGGGCACGAAGAUGGCAAAUCGAGCAACAAGAAGAUAAUCAAUCAGAGUUACGGAGACACGCGAUCCUCCAGCAGAAACGAGAUUAAUCGCAAACUACGAAGGAUAUGUCGGGAGGAGUGUGAAAUGCUGGAGAACGAGCUGUGCAGGAAGGAGUACGCGAUAGCGAAAAGGCAUCCGUUAAUCGGGCAUCAAGUGCCUUUGGUUGAAUGUUCUGAUUUACCACUGGAGGGGACGACGGACGCCCGCGAUUGCCUAACGCUCGGAUUGUCCGCAGUGAAUAACGUACAAGAAAACGAUUACUGCUACUGGGGUAGCGGGAAAUCCUAUCGGGGAACCGUGAAGACGAGUGCCAGCGGCAGGCAGUGUUUACGGUGGUCGCAUCACUUCAAUCUCCCGAUUUCUGAUUAUCCCGAGUUAGCCGGGCGUCAUUCCUAUUGCCGGAACCCUGGCGGGAAGGAAUCUCAACCAUGGUGUUACGUUGAUGUCAAUAACAGAAUGCAAAAGGAGUUUUGCAAUAUACCUAAAUGUGUUGAAAAUUUAUGGAUUUACGCGGUCGUUGGUUUUGUACUGACGGGAGGAUUUGUUAUUAUAUUAGUUUGUUAUUGCUGCUGCUACAGAAGUAGAAAGUCCAGAAGACAAAUGAAUCAUUUACCGUCGAAUAAGAUGUUGACUGGUAUCCAGUGCGAUAAGAAUAUAUACGACGGAAGGAGGAGCACGACACAGCCCAUGGAAAUGAGUUCUCUCUUGGCAGGGCCUGGUAACACGACACCGGGCACUGGCACUCUAAGCAGCGGCAGUAGUAGGACUUCUAAUAAUAGGAUACCGCAAUUCACUACAAAUAACGUCGUGCUCUUGCAGGAACUCGGCGAAGGUGCUUUCGGAAAAGUUUACAAGGGCGAAUUGCAAACUGGUAACAAGUGCGAGCCGUCCAUUUACGUAGCCGUGAAAACGCUGAAGGAGAACGCGACACCGAAGACGCAGAGCGACUUCAAGAGGGAGGUCGAACUCAUGACGGAUCUCAGGCACCCGAACAUCAUUUGCCUGCUCGGCGUGAUACUAAAAGGCGAGCCGAUGUGCAUGCUCUUCGAGUACAUGACUCAGGGAGAUCUGCACGAGUUUCUGAUCUGCCAUUCCCCGAGAUCGGACGUCCCGUUGAACAACAGUGGAGCGAAAAUUCUAGAACAGCCGGAGUUCCUGCAUAUUGCUCUGCAAAUCGCUUCUGGUAUGGAAUACUUGGCCAGCCAUCACUACGUUCACCGUGACCUGGCAGCGAGAAAUUGCCUAGUGGGUGACAAUCUGACGGUCAAGAUCUCCGACUUCGGCCUGUCGCGGGACAUAUACAGCAGUGACUACUACAGAGUGCAGUCCAAGAGUUUGCUACCCGUACGAUGGAUGCCGCCCGAGUCCAUUCUUUACGGUAAAUUCACCACCGAGUCGGACGUGUGGAGUUUCGGCGUGGUACUCUGGGAGAUCUAUAGCUAUGGUUUGCAGCCAUACUACGGAUACAACAAUCAGGAGGUGAUAGACAUGAUCCGCUCGCGGCAGCUGCUGCCGUGUCCCGAGGACUGCCCGACGAUGAUCUACAGCCUGAUGAUCGAGUGCUGGCACGAGGUGGCGAAUCGCAGGCCGCAGUUCCCGGAGAUACACCACCGGCUGCACAAUUGGUACAUCAAUCAGACCUACCUGAGCGACUUCUGCAACGAAUCUAUCACCAGUUACUCCGGCAGCAGCCACAAGAGCACGAACAAGACCAACUCGACGCAACUGUCGGCACCGAUAUACAAGAGCGACCAGAAACCGGAACCAGCGACCGUCUGCAAUCUCAACGAUCACAGCAGCGCGAUGAAGAUGCUACCGCCGAUAAGUACCUUCCAGAAUUCGAACUGCGUCGAGCAGAGGCCGAAUUGCGCUUUCAACGAGCACGGAACGCCAAUGAAGACGCCCAAUCCCGCCGCGAACGUCAACCUGAACGACGUUUACGACGACAAGCAGUGCUGCUCGCCCAAGUUGAGCGGCGCGAAGAAGGUCCUGCCGGCGAUAAUACCGCAAGUAGGCGCGACCAAGCCGAUCGUGCCGUGCAACGGUCCGAGGCCGAUGCAGAACGGCGCGCAGUUAGUCGUCAGGUUACCGGAUCCUAGCAAAGUGACGACUGAGACGAGGGUGUCGAAGUGAAUGACUUCGCUCGCGGUCGCGAUCGAUAUUUCUCGUACAGCCGCUGCCGCUGUAUGACGUGCCGUCAACGUCGGUAAAGGCGUAUGCGUGUCUUCAUGGCGCUAUCGGAUACUUUUCUGAACGGUAUCGAGCGAACGGAGAGCUGCUACACCACUUGCUAACCACAGUAUACAUGCAUUUAUUUAUACAUAUACAUAUACAGUAUUUAUUUAUAUAAAUUAUUAUAUACACGUAUUUUAUAUUCGUCGUUUAUUUCGGAUGGCAUGUAACGCGUAUCUCUACAAUGCUAUAUUGGAUACUCUUGUCGGUAGUAUCGGACGAUCCGAGUAGAUAUAGAGAGCUGCCACAAUACCUACUUGCUCUGCCAUGUACGAAUAUUUAUUUAUUUUUACAAAUAUACACGUAUUUUGUAUUAUUCUUUAUUUCAGAUGGUGUAUCUGUAAUGAUACACACACACACACACACACACACACAAUGUAUAACAUAGUUUAAUACAUACGUAUGCAGGAAAUGAUCGGACAUCAUGCUCUGACACGAUUCCAUUUGCGAAAUUUUUGAAGCACAUGCUCUUCAUUUUUAUGAGAAAAUAUAGAUAGAUUUUAUCAAAAACCAUCAGUGAAUACAUUUAUAGUUUACAUCUUUAUCAGUGUGAGAAGCAAUCGAUUCUCCUUCAUUUCUCAAAAAAAAGAAACUAUGAAACAAUGCGUCAACGGGUGUUGAUAUCCAUAUUAAAAAAAUCAGUGUUUAAUUGUGCAUGCUCUGUCCAAAGAGUAUAAUACUAUAUGGAAUACAUUGUUAUGCUCCAUAUACAUAUAAAGCAUACCUUACGGAAUCACGUUUUUUCAAAUAAUCUUUAUAGAAGAACUGUUCAAAAUGAAUCGAAUAUGCGAGUAUGCGUGAUCGAAUAUAUAUUGUAAUAAGCGAGCGAGAGCGAGAGGGAAAGAGAGUGAGAAUAAUAAAAGUGUGACCGAGAGUUGUAAAUGCGUGAGUGCGUGUUUUGAAUAUGUAUGUUAAUAUGUUUUCUAAAAAGCAAUUUUUAUAAUCACCAUAUCGUAUGCCAAAAUCCGGAUAGUGAAUAUCGACUGUUAACAAAAAAAGGUACAUUCAACUUGUACAUUUUUAUAAUGACCGCAUAUGUAUUUUUCAUCUGUAAAUCUUUGAGGUCGUCCUUUUAACCGGAAGCAUAAUUUAUUGCUGCAAUUGUACUAUAUAUAUUGAUUUGAUUACGUUCUACAUAAAGCGCCUGGCGCUGAUACGGAAACGUGAGAGUGAAUUAAUUUAUUACGGCGUCCAUGGCUUCCCUGUGUCGCAACGCGCGCGUUGUGAGAGUAUGUCCACGGAUACUUGAUAUUAGCAAUAAUUAAAUAUCGCUGACGAGAGAGAUUAUUUACCACGGCAAUUUUGCGAGCGCUUACUAUUUCUUCAAUUAUUAUCUUCAUAUUUAUUCCGUGACCUCGAAGAUGCAAAGACGACUGAGAUUUGAUACCCAGUGAUGUUAAACGGAGAAUUAUCGGCGUUUGUGUAUAAAUUAUAUGUUAUCCGUGUGUAUAGGGCAUAGAAUAUACAUCCUAAUGCGCGCGCGCGCACAAACGUUAACGUACUGUCAUCCGAUUUGACGCUAGAUCGUAUCCGGCGAAGGACGAUUGCGAUAUUAAUGCUCACUUUGAAUCGAAGUAGCAAACAUUAGCGUGUGAUUAUAAGAAAUAAAAAAACGUAGAUCUGAAGCAUCCGCAGCGUGCGAACGGAGAUUGUACUAUACUUUUUAUAAUUUUGUAUUAAUGAAACAAAUGUGUGUGGAAAUAUGUAUUCUGUUUGUUGAAAGAAAAUAACAAAAGAAGACUGGAGUUAUUAUACAUGAAACGACAUUGUCCGGUGGUUUAUGGUUCACACGUCCGUUAACUGGACGAACAAUGAUGGAACGUUGCGCGAAACAGUGACUACUGAGUUGAAUAGACUUGUACGACUGACGAACCUCCGAAUCGAAAUUUCUUAUCGAUUGUAAUCCUAAACGCCUCGAAGGUUUGCCACGAAAACUUAUAGGAGAGCUAAGUUAAUUUAUGUGGAGUAAACUUCAGCGAAGAAUUAUACACAUUUAAGACCUUUAUAUAUUCAGUCAAAUAUAAUAUACAAUUCAUGUUUUUCGUA
Ooceraea biroi (clonal raider ant) is the source of this 5343-nucleotide messenger RNA. RefSeq names its product tyrosine-protein kinase transmembrane receptor Ror (gene Ror). Gene Ontology annotation, biological process: protein phosphorylation; cell surface receptor protein tyrosine kinase signaling pathway; positive regulation of kinase activity. Gene Ontology annotation, molecular function: transmembrane receptor protein tyrosine kinase activity; Wnt-protein binding; ATP binding. Gene Ontology annotation, cellular component: signaling receptor complex; plasma membrane. NCBI's taxonomy places the organism in Eukaryota, Metazoa, Arthropoda, Insecta, Hymenoptera, Formicidae. The record is from RefSeq and is a predicted model, not a curated record.